Molecule: messenger RNA, 2028 nt
Organism: Effrenium voratum
Lineage: Eukaryota; Dinophyceae; Suessiales; Symbiodiniaceae
Source: the annotation of a GenBank genome assembly
CCCUAAAAAUGCUGAGCGUCUCGUCCAAGUUUCACCUUGUUUCACGUCCCCAUGGUCCCCAAGCCAAAGCAACCGCUCGGAGUGGCCCACCCAGAGGGUGAGGCAUCCUUGCCAGUGAAGCUGUUGCCGACAACGUUGCCGAAGGAGCUUUUCCGUGGAGUGCCUUUGCAUACAUGUUUGGCAGGUUUGGGGAAGCACUGGGCCACCAAUCUCGAUGAGAAGCAUGCGGAUUUUCUCUUUAGCAGAGAAGUGGAGUUUCUCGAUGACUUUUUGAGCCAUGAUUGGGCAACAUCACGCUGGACCAAGCUUUGCGCGUUGAUGGUCGUGUAUAACUCCAGAGCUGCUUGCAUAGCAGCCGGUACUACCACCUUCGUGUGGUCAAUCCUUGGAAAGGCUCUCCUGAUGCCAGAUGCUUCACGAAAGCAGACGUUCGCGGAGUACUGUUUGUUUGUGACCCCUGUGAUUGUCGUGUUUUAUCUUUUCCUUGUUUGGUGGCAGCAAAUCAGAAGGCUCUUCGCAAGCCCCAGCAUGGUCUUUUUAGACAAGCUCUGCAUCUCGCAGCACGACGUACUCAAGAAGGAGGAGGGCAUAGCUGGGCUUGCAGCCUUCCUCUCCAACAGCAAGAGGAUGGUGAUACUUUGGUCCCCCAAGUACUUCAGUCGCUUGUGGUGUACGUACGAGCUUGGGGCCUUCUUACGCCUGCACACGCAGAAGCACGUUGAGGUCAUCCCGGCAUCUUUUGGGUCCUAUUUAUGUAUCGCCAGCCUCCUGCUAUCUGGGAGUUUCUUCGUCUUCACCGGGAUUGAUGCAGCAGCGUUUUCUUACGAGGAGCUUUCUGUCGACCUACACGUGCUUCAAGAUGUACUGCACAUUGUUACCAUGUUCUCGGCUCUUUGGGUUUACGUGAAGACCGUGAGAAGUUUCGCCCAACUGUCAGAGCAGCUGUCAAGCUUCAGCAUUCGGGACUCUCAAUGUUUUUGUUGUUCUGUGGACCAUUGCAUGCCUGAUACAGGCGAAGAAAUCCCAUGCGACCGACGAGUCGUGUAUGGUACACUGGAAACCUGGUACAGCGGAGACGAAUACGCAGAUCCUCUGGAAUCCUUUGAUCAAGAAGUACGAUCUCACCUCAAGGAGUUUGUUGCGCAGCAGUUUGGAAAUGGCUAUUUUCCAAUCGCCUAUUUCUUCUACGUGGUUAUGUUCUGCCGUGUUUGCUUGGCGUUCAGCUUCUAUGGCAAAGACGUGGUACUGCCAGCCACGGCAUGGCUAGAGGUAGUGCCAGAAGCCGCAAGUCCAUUCUACCGCUGCAGUAAAUUGAUAGAAGAGUCCGUGAAUCUUUCUUUGGUGAUCGUUGCGGCACUUGCCCUUAUUCGACUGAGUGGGUGCAUGCUAUACUUGCCGAACCGAUGUUCGCUGCUCUCUGUUGUAAUUCUGGCCUUGAUAUUGGAAGGGGUCAGUCAGCUCAACAGAGCAGUGCUGCUUUAUUUCCGGUACGGUCUGUACAGCAAGGCUGAGUGGGCGGCACUUGCGUACCAGCUCGUUCUUACGAUCUGGUGCAUGAUUGGCAUCCGUGUGAUGGCCUCGCGGUCAGGCCAGGCUGUCCAUAAGUAGACCAUACCCUUGUGUUGCUGCCGGGGCUGCUGCGAACUGCCUUUGCCACCUGAAGAGAAUGAAGGGACGUCGUUUUGACCAAAUGUAGGCUUGCAUGCAUCUUGGCCGGGCUCCGCAGCGACCAUUGUUGUUCAGCGAGAUUGAGCAUGUGCGGCUUGUCAGUGUUGGUUCGGAAUGGAAAGUGUCCUUCAGUUUCUGACGGCCGAUUUGGCUGCGGCGCCUGCCGGGGUCGCCUGCAGUCUGGCUGAAGAUUUGGCGACGAUGCGCAGCAAAAGAGCAGCCGGCGACUCGGGCGACCAGCAGGCACCUGCAAAGCGCAUGCGCGCGGCAUGCUGGAAAUGCAGGACGACGCGCAGAUGCGACACCAGGCCACAUGCAAGCGACAUCGGGUAACGCGCAAGCGACACGCAAGUAGCACAC